AUUAUGUCUGGCAAGAGUGGGACAUUUACCUCUUCAAGAAGAGAGAACAUUGGAAUAAAAACCAUUGAAAAGGACCAUGCUGAAGAAUUACUUGCGCUUUUUAAAGAUGAAAUUGCUGAUUUAAAUAAGAAACAAAAAGAUUUUCACAUUCAAACCUUUCUGUCGCCUGCAAAAGUGGUUAUACAAACUAAAACACAGGGGGAUAAAACUGUAGAAGGUGUGAAAAAUAAAUUGCUUAGCUGGUUGGAAACACUGACCCAUGAAAAAGUUAUAACAGAAAUAGAGGAGGACAAUCAAAAGAAAAUACGAGAUUAUUUGAAAAGAAAAAAAAUAUUUUUCAGGGAAUCCAAAUCUCAUCAAUCGCAAGUAUUUCGUAUGAAAUUUAAAAAAUCAGAUAACGGUGCUGGGGACUGCAUGGCAAGACUUAGUGAAAUACUGGGCAGAACAGACCAGAUGAGCGCUGGUGAAACAAAAAUGGGAAAUAAAACGAUAAAAAAAUCCCCCUUUUCUGAAAUCAGUAAGUCCCAACCUGACAACACUUCCGUUAAACGUUCUGUGGACGAGAAACCAAGCAUGGGAACUGUAGGGGAUCUUUCUCGACAAGUUGAUGAUCUUGAAACGAAAUCGCGUUCCUUCACAAAAAGCCUUAAAGCUGAAAAAGCACAGGAGAGGAGAAAAGUAGAGGAAAGGGAAAAAUCAGACAAGCAAGUAAAGAACUCUUUGUCAUUGGAUCCGUUAGUGCAUUUACCAAAUGACGAUUCUUUUGGUACAAGUCAGAUGUCAAAGCCCCUGAAAAUUUCAUAUAAACUAGACGUUCCCCUUAAAAGUGGAUUGAUUUUUAGAAUAUACACUGCAGAUAUUACGAAAUUGAACCUGGAUGCAAUAGUUAACCCAGCAAAUGAAAAAUUGUUGAAUAAUGGAGGUUGUGCUUUACAUAUUUCUAAAGCCGCAGGAAAGGACUUUGAAGGCGAUUGUAAAAGAAAUAUAACAGAAAAGAAAACAAUCAAAGUAACAGAAAACGUGGUGACUAGUGCCGGAGAUCUUCCGUGCAUAUGCAUCAUAAACGCUGUCGGACCAGAUUGGACAAAUUAUGAUAAAGGGAAAAAGGUAAAAUGUUUAGAGGAUCUUCUAAAAACAGUCAUUAAUAUACUGGAAAGAGCAGAAAAGACACAGAUGUCUUCAGUUGCCAUUCCACCUAUAAGUUCAGGAAUAUUCGGAGUUCCUGCGGAGGUGUGUGCUCCAAUGUACGUGAAAGCGAUCACUGAUUUCGGCGAAAAACAGAGAAGGAAACUACGAGAAGUGCAUUUGGUUGAUUUGGAUCCAAGCAACAAUAUCUUAGACUUAACGGCAUCUGCAUAUCACACUUCUCUGCAGAAACGCGAAAGUCUAAACCCUAAUGACGUCAUGCGACGCUUCGCUCAACAAUGUCUACCAGGCACAAAGUCAGUGAACAAAAAAGACAAUGUAGAGGCGUCUUUAAAUCAAUCACGAUGUCACUUUGUAGGAAAUGACAAAGGAGUAAUCUCAUUUGAAAUGGACAGAAAGCUGAAGAUAUUUAUAUACAAAGGGGAUAUUGUUUCUCUUAAAAAUAUUGGGAUACUUGUAUGCUCUGAAAAUAAAGGAGUGACGGGAUCUGGAGCUCUUGCCCAAAGCAUUCUUAAAAAUGCUGGUCAGCUGUACCAGAAAGACUUGAAGAAACUUAAGGAAAAUGUAAGCAAAACAGAAAAAUAUCUCAAAGUAGGGACCACAUGCGUUUUGCACGCAGGAAAACUUAAUUACCAGCAUGUGAUUCUUGCAAUAAUAUCUCGUUUUCUUCAUGAAAGAGCUCCACAAGAUGAUGAAUUACUUGAGUUGCAGCAUACGGUGUAUCAUGUUUUGAACCACGCAGACGAUAUUAUAACACCUGUAAAAAAGAAAUCUGCAGCGCACCCUAACUCUCUUGCAAUGCCUCUAUUAGGGGCUGGAAAGAUGACAGAACCUCGUCAUUUAGAAAUGCUUUGCUGGUCCGUGUAUUUCGCCAUUGACAGUUAUAUGAAUCGUAGUGAUGAAGUCGCUCUUAAUGAAAUCCACUUGGUCAGUUUCAAUGACAAUACGAAUGAAGCAUUCAUCAACGUCUUCAUGGCAGGAUCAGCUGAAAAAUACAGGCAAUCAAGACCAUUCCCACCUACGGCACGACCUGCCUCAGCUGAUCUCAGUCAACACAAAACUUCUACCAAGGAUAAGGAUAACAAACAUGUAGAAAUAUGGACAAUGGAAUCCAGAAAGAAUAGUCCACCAAAUAUUAAAACAUAUUUCCAAAGUCCAACAGAGAAGUCUUUGGAUACCUGUGUCAUCUGUUUGGAACCACACACCAAACCCGUAGAGCUUAAUCUCUGCCACCAUGUAUUCUGUGAGGAGUGCAUUGGCGAUUUUUUUUCGAGAAAGACCGCAUGCCCCGUUUGCAAUACUGUCUAUGGGAAAAUUUAUGGAGAUCAACCACAAACAGGGACAGCAACAAUUUUCAAAGAAAAAUACUCUCUCCCAGGAUACCCCAAGUCUGACACUUGGGAAAUUCUUUAUGAAUUCCCGGAUGGAGUUCAAUUGGAUUGCCAUCCACAUCCAGGUUUGCCUUACAAAGGGACUCGCCGCUUAGCAUUCCUCCCUGCUACCAAGGAGGGUACGGCUGUUUUACGUAUGUUAGAGAGAGCCUUCAAGCAGGGUCUAAUAUUUACUGUAGGAUCAUCUAGAACAACAGGACAGAGUAAUGUCGUUACUUGGAAUGAUAUACAUCACAAAACCAGACCUAAUGGAGGUCCUGAGAGGUUUGGAUAUCCAGACCCAGAUUAUCUACUGCGUGUCCGUGAGGAACUGGAAGCCAAAGGAAUCACGGAGAGAGACGAUAGGGAACAGCAAUAAGGCAGACAGAUUAACGAAGUAGUUUGAGUCUUUGAUUUGAGUUACUCU
Messenger RNA from Saccostrea echinata, 2943 nucleotides. RefSeq names its product protein mono-ADP-ribosyltransferase PARP14-like. The transcript is spliced from 6 exons. The record is from RefSeq and is a predicted model, not a curated record. Bases 4 to 2895 code for a protein of 963 amino acids. Gene Ontology annotation, biological process: protein ubiquitination; Notch signaling pathway. NCBI's taxonomy places the organism in Eukaryota, Metazoa, Mollusca, Bivalvia, Ostreida, Ostreidae.